Sipha flava (yellow sugarcane aphid) is the source of this 2735-nucleotide messenger RNA. Its product is annotated as glucose dehydrogenase [FAD, quinone]-like. NCBI's taxonomy places the organism in Eukaryota, Metazoa, Arthropoda, Insecta, Hemiptera, Aphididae. Gene Ontology annotation, molecular function: oxidoreductase activity, acting on CH-OH group of donors; flavin adenine dinucleotide binding. The transcript has 4 exons. The record is from RefSeq and is a predicted model, not a curated record. The coding region runs from base 570 to 2462 and encodes 630 amino acids.
UACCAAUACUGGCAAAAUUUGAUUUAAUGAAACAACACGGUUAACUUGAAUCAACAUGAAAUGCUGGGGGAAAAAAAUUUAAAUUCCAGUAAAAACGUUUGAAAGUGAAUAUUCCCGUGGUUUUAUUAACAAACAUAAAAACUGUCAAAUUACUACCUUGAAAGUGAUACACAUUUAGAUUAAAACAUUCACAAAUAAUAAAUAAGUAAAAGUAUGUAAAACAAUUAUACUAUGAGUGACCCAUAUUUUUAUCGUUUGGAUUAGCAUGAAAACUGUAAGGAGAUAGACAAAUGGUUAAACUAAAUACCACUACUGUGUAUCUGAAAAAUAUACUGUAUUAACAUAAAUGCCGUCACACUUCUACGAUUCCCUAAACGGUAUCUAUAACAAUUAAUUAAUAUAAACUAUGAUAUAAUGUUCAACGUUUUGUUUGAAACCAGACGUAUUAGUAUUUUGUGACACAAGUAGUUAUUUAUAAGCGACUACCCAAUGUAAAACGAAUUUCGAUUUUUUAGAAUUUUAAAGGAUUAAAAUAAUUCAAUUUUUAUUUUUUAUAAAAAUUAAAAAGUAUGAAAAUGAUUUUUAAUGUUUUCUUGGUGCUAUGCCAAGUGCUAAUUGUGCUGGCGGACACCUAUUCAAACGAUAAAGGGUUUUGCGUACAAAACAACAUGCACGUCGAACCGUCGUUCAUAAGGGAGUUGUGCAGAUCGAAUCCUCAUUUGGAAGAAUUCAUGGUCGCCGCCGAUAUUUUGAUAAGAUCUGAUUGCUAUUUAAUCGACUCGUGCAGAAGGGUAGUCGAGCAACCGAACGCGGACGAAGAAGAAGUCGAUUUCGUUGUGGUCGGAGGAGGAGUUGCAGGUCCUGUAAUAGCUGGGAGACUGUCGGAGAACCCGAACUGGACGGUGACCCUUUUGGAAUCUGGUCCGGAGCAGCCGGCGGCCACUGACAUACCGGCCCUGCUGAGCUCGGCGAUCUCGACGAAAUACGAUUGGAAAUAUAGUACGGUGCCGCAGAAGAACGCUUGUCUGGCUUACGGAGGGGUGUGCGGCUGGCCCCGGGGAAAGGUGCUGGGUGGAACCGCGGUUCUAUCGGGGUCGAUGUAUUCGAGGGGACACCGGUCCAUUUAUGACAGGUGGCUGAAGAACGGCAAUCCCGGGUGGGGUUACGACGACGUAUUGCCGUUUUUCAAGAUGUCCGAGAACAACAGAGACUACGGCACGAGCCAAGUACACGGGACGGGAGGCCCGAUUCCGGUGCAGAUGCCCACGGACGUGUUGCCGAUAUCACGGACGCUGAUCGAGGCGGGCAAAGAGCUGGGCUACGAGCAUAUAGACAUGAGCGAGGCGGACCCGAUGGGCUUCUCGCUGGCGCAGGCGAUGAUCAGCCCAGCGAGAACGCGCGUGACCAUGGCCACGGCAUAUCUGCGGCCGCACCUGAGGAGCCGCCGCAACCUCCGGGUGAAGAUCAACUGUCACGCGACCCGACUGCUGGUGAACGCGGCCACGCGGACGGUGUACGGCGUGGAGUACGUGGACCGGACGAACAACACGAGGAGGCUGCUAGUGCGGAAGGAGGUGAUCCUGAGCGCGGGUGUGAUCGGGUCGCCGCACUUACUCAUGGUGUCGGGCAUCGGGCCGGCGGAGGACUUGGCGCCGUUGGGUAUCCGGGUGGUGCAGGACCUGCGUGUGGGCUACAACCUGCAGCACCACGUGGCCAGCCGGCUGGGGUUCCGGCUGAACGUCACGCACGACCGGCAGUUGUCGUACGAGGCGUUGGGCCAGUACCUGAAGCUCAGGGCCGGUCCAUUGUCCACGACAGGUGGGCUGCAGGUAUCCGCGUUCCUGCGGUCUGACCGGGUGGGCCCCACCGACCCCGCUGAUGUACAGCUGUUCUUCGACGGGUUCGCGCCCAACUGCGCGUACGCGCAGCCCGCGUACGGAUGUACCGCGCCCGCCGAACUGGUCAGGAUGAACGUAAGGCCGGUGAACCUGAUGCCGCUAAGCCGGGGCACAAUACGGCUGGCUAGCGCGGACCCGUUCGUCCGGCCCAAAAUCGACCCCAACUACCUGGCUGAGGAUGCAGACGUCGAGCCGUUGGUGUGGGGCUUGAAGCUGGCCAGCCGGCUGAUACACACGCGCGCACUGCAGAAGCUGGGCGCCACGAUGGACACUACGGCGGCCGAGCACUGCCAGCAACAUACGUUCGCCACGGACCCGUACUGGCGGUGCCUGAUCAGGUAUCACACGCGGGGCGAGAACCAUCACGCGGGCACAUGCAAGAUGGGUCCGGCGUCCGAUCCUGGGGCGGUGGUCGACUCGCAGCUCAAGGUGCACAACGUCAACGGCAUCCGCGUGGUCGAUGCGUCCGUCCUGCCCCUGCAGCCCAACAGUAAUCCGAUCGCUCCAAUCGUCAUGGUUGCAGAAAAGGCGGCACGGUUCAUUAAAGACACGUGGAACCGUUAACGCGUAUCAACAGUAUUUCUCUUUUUCUCUUUAUCUCUCUUACUGCAGACCGCUCGCUUCCAAUAAUAAUUAUAAUACAGUCGAUCGAAUUUCACGAACACAUAAUAUUAAACAAUUUUUGUUAUCACUGCAUUUUAACACUGUAUUCCAGAAUAUACGUAUAUUAUAUGUAUGUAUAUAGUGAUCAUGUAUUACUAUAUUAUUGUGACGGUAUUCCUAUAUCCUAAUAUUAUGUAAUCAUCACUUGUAAUAAAUUUCGUUAUUUUGUAUGGA